AUGAUAACAAGAUCAUCAAUCUCGUGGUUUCUCUACAGUGUCCUGGUGAUUGCUCGCAUUACUAUUGGUCCCUUUCUCAAUGGAUAUGUACACCCUGAUGAACUCUUUCAAUCGGGACAAGAGAUUUGGUACGGGACUCCUCCCAUUAUAGCAUGGGAAUUUGAACCAAAGAAUGCCCUACGAUCGGUACUCCCACCAGGAAUCAUGACGGGGAUUCCGCUCCAAAUAUAUGGGAUGAUGAUAAAGGCAAUGCUGAAUGAUGGCAAGCAUAUAGAAUUCUCAGGUCGAGAAGUAUUGUGGAUUCCACGAUUUGCCUGUGCCAUCUUUUCGGUUCUAGCUGUGGAUUGGAGUAUUUAUGCCGUCGUGGUUUCGGCAAUGAAAUCAAGAAAUGGUGAUGAUUCUUCGAUAUCAUCAUCACUCUCAGUUUCGUUGCUUCCGCUCUUGCUGCUUGCCAGUUCCUGGCCCACCAUGGUCCUGCUCAAUCGGCCAUUUUCCAAUUCCAUGGAGACGUGCUGUGUGGCACUCCUGGUUGCCUCGAUACUUCCAAAAAAGAAGCAAGCGAUAUCGAAUCGAACAUGUGUCUACGUUGGCAUGCUGUGUGCAUUGGGAAUCUUUACCAGAUUUACCUUUUUGUUUUUUGCCAUUCCAGUCAUGCUGUUGUUCCUGUACGACCUACUAUGUGGAGAAAAGAACAAGAGGAAUACAAUCAAGAGCGUCAUGGUGACGACAAUUGCCUUUUUCAUUGUCAGCUUUGUCCUUAUAUUGGCCGAUACCCUAUUCUACUCAUCGGACUACUUUUCCAAUACGGAUGAUGAUGCAUGGACUUCCUUAUUAUCGACAAAAGACUUGGUGGUGACUCCAUGGAAUGCACUCAUGUACAAUUCCAAGGUCUCCAAUCUAAAAGAGCAUGGCUUGCAUCCUCGUUGGACUCACGGGUUGGUAAACAUGUUUAUCCUCUUUGGUCCAUUGACUAUUGUCGGGUAUUGGAACAUUAUUAUUUGUAUUAUUAUUAUUGCUUCCACAUUCAAUCCAAGGAAGCAGCAAAACCAACAAUUUACCAAUGAUAAUGAUUCACAGCAACGGAAGCAUCGCACCAACAAAUUGGCAUGUUGGAUGAUUGUUUCAGGUCUGGGAUUCUUGUCCUUGGCACCACAUCAAGAACCUCGAUUCCUAUUGCCCUUGUUGGUUCCAUUGGUGCUCUUGGUAACUUCCACCACUAGCAACGCUAUUUGGAAGGAACGCCAAUGGCUUCAAGUGCUGGCUGCAACUGUUUGGAUUGUCUUCAAUCUUGUUCUGUUCACCUUGUUUGGUGUCCUGCAUCAAUCGGGAGUCGUUCCAUCAUUGAUUCAAUUGGGCCAAGAAGUCAUGAGUUUUCAGCAUCAGCAACCAACAACAAUUGUGUACUACCAUACGUACAUGCCGCCAUCCUUUUUGCUUCGGCAAGCGACUGGGGAUGAUGAAACAUGUGUCCUCAAUACUGGCCAAGAACAAAAGGCAGAAGGAUUCUGUGCAACAACAACAACAACAACAACAAGCAGUCUUGUCGAUUUGAAUGGAUCGGAUUGGGCUUCACUGGAGCAAGCACUGGACGCACACCUUGGUUGCAAGGACGAAUCAGAUACUGUUGUUGUAUUGGUCAUGCCCACCAUGAUUCGAGAACCUGAUGGAAACGCCAGCAACGACCAAUCAUCUUGGUUAUUCACACCCGAUGAGUGCGAAAUGCCUGGAACAAGCUACGAUUGCCAAUUGUUGACUAGCCAUGGAAACCAUCUCAGUACUGAGGAUCUUCCACCAUUUGGUGAAUCGCUCACUCAGUUCUACCACAACAUGGCUCUGAAUGUAUACCAAGUCUCUUGUAGUGGUAGUAGCAGUUAG
This is a messenger RNA of Cylindrotheca closterium, 1875 nucleotides long. The record is from the annotation of a GenBank genome assembly. NCBI's taxonomy places the organism in Eukaryota, Bacillariophyta, Bacillariophyceae, Bacillariales, Bacillariaceae.